AUGGCCGACCCGCUCCGCAGGACGCUCUCCAAGCUGCGGGGCAGGAGGUCCCAGCGAGGCGCGGCGGCGGGCGCCGGGCACCGCCACGGCGGGGUCUGCGCCCCGCAGGAUUUAAUAGAAAAUGUUUACAUAGCCUCGAGAAGCAGGAAGGAGCCCAAGUGCCCCCAGGCCAGUGAGGUCCCAGAGCACAGGCCACAGGUGAACAGCAUUACCGUUUCUAAGAAACGCAACUGGCUGCAGCAGAGCACACACCGGCGGCCUCCUCCUCCUCUGGAAGAAGAAAAUGCCUGUAAGGAGGUGCAUGGGGCUGUUAUCCCGGUACCCAAAUCCCCCAUCCCGCUGCCUGAACCUGCAGUGCCAUGGGCUCCUUCCACGUCACCGGUGGGGCGGGAGCGCCCCGUGCGAGGCUGUGCCAUGCCAAGCACCGCGAGCCCCGGCACAGCGAGGAGCACUGCCUCGGACUUGGGUGAGGACAGUGACGCGGAUGAUGAGGGAGAAAUAUGGUACAACCCCAUCCCUGAAGAUGAUGAGCCCGACUUGCCGGGGAUCCACCUUUCUGCUGCAAAUAGCCUUGUUGCUGUGGGCUCUCCAUCGGUUUGGUACAAACCCCACCCUGGAGGUGACUCUGGGUUGGCCACCAGUCCCCAUGAGGGUCCCACACGCUCCAUGGAGAGCAUGGGGAACAACUGGACAGUGCAGCCUGGUGAAGGGAGUCAGACCGAUGCCGCACAUCCCGGGGACCAUGUGCAGCAGCACCGGCAAAAGUUUGCCUGCAAGGCUCCCAGUAUGCCAGCAGCUGAGGACAAUCCUGCCUUUAAGUGCCCUUCAACAGGUUUUGGAGCUGCUCUUGCACCCAAGGCUGACAUACCCUCCGCAGAGGUUUCUCCUCCAAGUCCUAGUCCUCUGAAAAAAAGCGGAUCAAUCAACUGGCCUUUCCCUGAUAGAAUUAAAUCUCCCAGGACUGUGAGGAAGCUUUCCAUGAAAAUGAAAAAGCUGCCAGAGCUGAGCAGGAAGCUGAGUGUCAAGGGAACUUCAAGCCAUAGUAGUUCAGAUAAUCCUCCUUCCCUGCUGAAAGGUAGCUGCCGGGAUACAAGCCAUACAGUGUCUUUGCCAUCUUCUGGAAACUCAGCCACAGCUGCCAGCAGGAAUGUGAUAAGUCGUUACCAUCUUGACAGCAGUGUGUCAUCACAACACACCUUCAAAAAGAAAAGCUCAAGGAGCUCCAAAUCCUUCAACAAAGGUGGUUACCUCAGUGAUGGCGACUCUCCUGAACUUAUAACAAAAUCAGGUAAACACAGGCAUGAAACCAAGUGUGGGAAAGGAAAGGAGAGCCUUCCAAGUAGCAGUGGUAAAACUGAAAUAGAUAUCGAUGCCUUCAGACACUACAACUUUUCUGAUCAGCCCAAGUGCUCUCAGUACAUCUCUGGACUCAUGAGCAUUCACUUUUAUGGUGCUGAAGACUUAAAACCACCACGAAUAGACUCAAAAGAUGUCUUUUGUGCAAUACAGGUUGACUCAGUAAACAAAGCAAGAACUGCCCUGCUUACAUGUAGGACAACAUUUCUAGAUAUGGACCACACAUUCAACAUAGAAAUUGAAAAUGCCCAGCACUUAAAGCUGGUGGUGUUCAGCUGGGAACCCACCCCACGGAAAAAUCGAGUGUGUUGUCACGGAACCGUGGCUCUUCCCACUCUCUUUCGAGUCACAAAAACACAUCAGCUGGCUGUCAAACUGGAACCGAGGGGGCUUAUUUAUGUCAAGCUGUCGCUCAUGGAGCAGUGGGAGAACUCUCUUGAUGGCCUUGAUGCAGAUCGGGAGCCCGUGAUGUUUGGGGUAGAUGCUCGAAAAGUUGUAGAGAAGGAAAAUGCAGGCUUGAUGGUGCCACUUCUGUUGCAGAAAUGCAUUCUGGAGAUUGAAAAGAGAGGCUGUCAGGUGGUGGGUCUGUACCGGUUGUGUGGCUCAGCAGCGGUUAAGAAAGAGCUUCGAGAGGCUUUUGAGAGGGACAGCAAGGCUGUUACUCUUUGUGAAAGCCAGUACCCAGAUAUUAAUGUCAUAACAGGUGUCCUAAAGGAUUAUCUGCGAGAGCUGCCCUCUCCCCUGAUAACCAAGCAGCUCUAUGAAGCAGUGUUGGAUGCCAUGGUGAAAAAUCCCUUGAAAAUGACAGCAAAUGGUUGUGAGAAUGACCCAAGUGACUCCGAGCACACAGCAGCCCUUCUGAAUUGCCUGCCAGAUGUUGAGAAGGCUACCCUGAAGAUGCUGUUGGAUCACCUCAAACUGGUAGCUUCUUACCAUGAAGUAAAUAAGAUGACGUGCCAGAAUUUAGCUGUAUGUUUUGGCCCUGUGUUACUGAGUCAGAGGCAGGAGACAACCAACCAUAACAACAGAGUCUUCACAGACUCAGAAGAGCUUGCUAGUGCCUUGGACUUCAAAAAGCACAUAGAGGUUCUUCACUAUUUACUCCAGUUGUGGCCAGUUCAUCACUCCCCUGCCAAAGAACCAGCACAUCUAAAUGCAUUUCCUGAGCACCCAUCCUCCCUGAAUUACCUGAGACCCAAGAGGCAGAGACCUCAGAUGCUGAAUCUGAGCAGUACCGAGGUGUCUGGGGUACUCAGACCAAGGCCAGCAGGUCUAGACAGCCCAUCGAGCAACCGCUAUGCUGGGGACUGGAGUAGUUGUGGGGAGAACUACUUCUUAAACCCAAAGGACUGCCUGAGUGAAGCAGACUACGAUGACGUCCCCUCGGAAGACACGGAGAGCGGGGAUGACAGCAGCAAAGCCGAGGAGUUGGAUGCCUCAGAAGGACGCCCGCAGCCCGUCCCUGGAGAGCACACCUUUCACAGCUACCUGACAGUGCAAGCGUUAGACUCUGCAGUGGAUCACAGGGCAAACCUCAAAGACCUGCAGGAAAGUAUUGAUACUCUGAUAGGAAACCUGGAAAGGGAACUCAAUAAAAACAAACUAAAUAUGAGUUACUAAGUCCUGUCCUGCACGAUGCCUCCUCCUCGUGCCUCCAUGCCCCUCGUUGGGAUUCCCCAGCGGUGUGAGGAGUGAUGGUGCCCCUAAACACCUUGUGGUAAGGCCACGGCACAUUUUAAGCCAUUCCGUAAUGAUUCUGCUUUUUUGUUAGAAGGAAUUGUCCUGAUUUCUGUGUUGGAGGCAAGCUUAGAGACCGUGAGGUGAUUGCACAUAGUGGCAUUUCUCCCUAAAAACACUAUGCACUUAGGUGGUCUGGGCAAUACCUGGUAGAAGAUAAAGCAACAUCUCUGCUGUCAGUGGCAGCAGAACUCCCCAUCCCUGAAAUCCUGGCUCUGGUACAGAUAUUCCUCUUGGAAGAGGAUGAAUGCUGCUUGACCUGAGUUUUGCAGCAUGGACUUCAGAUAGACUUGUUUUACUAUAUAUGCAAUGGCUGCUAUGAAAAAUGCUUUCUAUAAUAUUUAUAUAUAAAGUUUUAAUUGUACAAAUAUUAACGUAUUACUGUAUUAACACUUUUCAAUAAUUAUUUAAACAAGCAAAAAAAUAAAUAUUUUUCUAACCUGGUUUGUAUAUAUCUAUGUAUAAAUGUGCAUGUGUCUGUAGCCACCUUUGGAAAGGAGAGGUCUCAGAAUUACGAAAUGUCCCUGUUUCUAGGAAGACGUGUUCAGUGAUGCCAGGAUGAGAGUUACACAGCGUUUGAUUUACGCACAGAAACAUGGCCAGAGAGAAGGCGGGGUGAAUGAUUAAUGUAAAUGACCUUGUGUAUUGCAGGGACAUCAGUUUGCAGGUGUUGACUAUUAACUCUCACACGCACACCCUACCCUUUCUCUGGUUUUUUUUUUUUUUUUGUUCAUUGUUUGUUUCUUCCUCAAUGGUUUUUUUCACAUAUAAAAGAGUCUGGAAGGUACUUACUUCUCAAGAAAUAUUUUUGGUUUGUCCUUGUAACCUGUUACUUUAUUAUUGAUAUUUCAGUAUGUUUCUUUUUUUCUCCAGAGUUUCAUGCAUUUUUGUUGUGGUAGCCUUGUCUGGCUGCUGGUAGUUAGAUGUCUUAGAGCCCCCUGUAAAGGGCUGUGUCUCUGGAGAUGCAAGACUCAAGUUCUGCACAAAGGCGGUUACUUUUUUUUGUCUGAGUCUUUUUUUUUUGGCUGUUGUUGGGUUUUUGGUUUGUUGUUGGGGUUUUUUUUUAAUUAGUCUCCCAAAAAUGGAAACGGGAGUUGUCACAUGAGGUGGAAUGAGUCGAGGGAUGUCACUCCUGGGCAGUUCGAGUGGACUGCAGUUCACUGGGACCUUAUUAGAUUCAGCUGUCACCGUCUGCUCAGCUUGUCUUUAUCUUUAGUCAUUUAUGGUGAGCAAUUAAACAUUUCAUGUUAAGGAGAUGCAUUCUUGAUGUAUUAAAAUAGUUAUCAAAUAAUUACCAAAUUGCAUACAGAUGUUUUGAUAGUCCCUGUAACCAGAAGGAGAUUCGGAGCCAUUCCUUGUCCUCUACAGGUCACAUACACACCCCCGAGGAAGGGGGGAUUUGGGCCAGUGGGGGUGAGAAGGUUUUGGUGUUUUGAGAGGUCAAACACCAAGCUGCUGUCAGCUGGCAGGGUAGAAAUUAAUUCUACAUCUUUUCGGUACAAUUUUUGGCAUCCUGCCAUGGCUUUCCAUUCACCCUGUGGGUAAGUGCUUUUCUGCUAACCCAUACUUCUUUAUACUGCUUAAUUGAAGAGUUAUUUAUUUACAGUAGCAAGGAAUUAAGAAUUGUUAGGGCAAACUUCACCCCUCUUUUCUAAGGAAUUAUUUUAGCAUGGUUCCAAUGGUUUAUUCAAUCUCAUUAAUUUAUUUUAUAAGUGUUAAAAGAUGCAAAACAAUUAUUGCAAUAUAAUGAUAAUGUAUGAAAAUGUAAAUGUAACCUGAGGCAUUUAUCAAUAAAUCAAUGUAUUUUUUUAAACUUUUAUACCUACAGAAUGUGCAUACUUUUUAAACUAUAAAUUUAAAUUCUAAAUAAAAAUUGAAUUAAGAACAAAA
This is a messenger RNA of Chiroxiphia lanceolata (lance-tailed manakin), 4983 nucleotides long. RefSeq names its product synapse defective Rho GTPase homolog 2 (gene SYDE2). The transcript has 7 exons. Gene Ontology annotation, biological process: signal transduction. The record is from RefSeq and is a predicted model, not a curated record. The coding region runs from base 1 to 2976 and encodes 991 amino acids. Lineage: Eukaryota; Metazoa; Chordata; Aves; Passeriformes; Pipridae.